Messenger RNA from Fusarium subglutinans, 558 nucleotides. Its product is annotated as 40S ribosomal S18 protein. Gene Ontology annotation, cellular component: ribosome; cytosol; small ribosomal subunit. Lineage: Eukaryota; Fungi; Ascomycota; Sordariomycetes; Hypocreales; Nectriaceae. The coding region runs from base 1 to 558 and encodes 185 amino acids. The record is from RefSeq and is a predicted model, not a curated record. The transcript is spliced from 3 exons. Gene Ontology annotation, biological process: translation. Gene Ontology annotation, molecular function: structural constituent of ribosome; RNA binding.
AUGUCGCUCGUCUCGGGAGAGAAGUCGAACUUCCAGUUCGUAAGUCAUCCUCUCCAGCAUCAUCUCAUCGAUAUCGAAUUCGACACCGCUGCGCUCGAAUGCGCUUGUGCCGUCCUGUUCAGCGUUAUUCUCCGUCUUUUAAACACCAAUGUUGACGGAAAGCAAAAGGUUAUGUACGCCUUGACCAAGAUCAAGGGUGUCGGUCGCCGAUACUCCAACUUGGUCUGCAAGAAGGCCGAUGUCGAUCUCAACAAGCGCGCUGGUGAGCUCACCUCUGAAGAGCUCGAGCGAAUCGUCACCAUCCUCCAAAACCCCACCCAGUACAAGAUCCCCACGUGGUUCAUCAACCGACAGCGCGAUAUCGUCGAUGGCAAGGACUCCCACAUUCUCGCCAACGGUGUCGACUCAAAGCUCCGUGAGGAUCUCGAGCGUCUCAAGAAGAUCCGCGCCCACCGUGGUCUCCGACACUACUGGGGUCUCCGUGUCCGCGGUCAGCACACCAAGACCACUGGUCGACGUGGCAGGACCGUCGGUGUCUCCAAGAAGAAGGGUGGUUAA